Molecule: messenger RNA, 3240 nt
Organism: Fusarium falciforme
Lineage: Eukaryota; Fungi; Ascomycota; Sordariomycetes; Hypocreales; Nectriaceae
Product: JmjC domain-containing protein
Exons: 1
Coding region: 1-3240 (1079 amino acids)
Source: RefSeq, a predicted model, not a curated record
AUGACUGAGCCCGGCACUCCAGCACCAGAUCUCGCCGCGCUCUUUGAUGAAGCCCGUCGAAUACAAGAGUGGGUCAAGUCUCGACGCGAUGAGAUGCAGAAGUGGCUUGAUGUUAUUGAGGCAUUCACUGAAGAGCAGAAAAGUGAGCCAAAACCGAACACGCGACGCCCUCGUGGCAAAGCUCGAAGACCGCCGCCAUGGAUCUCUAACAUUGCCUCUGUCGUCAAAGAUAUCAAGGAGGAGAGGUAUAUGCUCGAGGCUUUUGGGGACCGCCUCAUCACCACCUUGUCACGAGCGUCACAAGAGCCGCCUCGCACCAGGCAAGACGGCAGUGCAGUCGCGCAUGAUGCCUUGGGUCAAGGACGGAGGGAUCCAGGGCGAGAAGAAGUACGGCAAGGCGGGACGCCAGCUGAUACUGCUGAGGGCGGAUCCCAUGAGCAGGCAGUUCUAGCAAGCACCGAGAGUCGCGCCGCAUCCAAACCGAGCACGCAGAUUAUCGCAGCCACCAACCCAGAGGCUAUCAGCGACGCAGCCCAGCAACAGGAUAGCAGCACAGCGAAACAAGACGGCAACGCAGCCGCGCAGGGCGCCUCAACUCAUCAACGCCGCGACGCGAAGGACCAGGCCCCAGCAAACGCCCACGGCGACAACUCGGCCACCAGCAUUGAGGCCAGCAGAGAUACAUCAAGCGAUGGCUCUAACGAAGAUACACCCAUGCGAGACUACGAUGAGGUGCAACCAUCACCACCUGGAAGCACGGCCACAGCAGACACGCUCAUGACAGACGCCGAGCAACCGACGUGUGGACAAGACCUGGCCAAGCGCGCUGCCGAGGCUACAACGGUCAUGUCACCGCAGGCUCACGAGGGUGAAGGUGGCCCCGAACCCAUCGUCGCCAAUGACCAAGCAGCAGAAUCUCUAGGCCCAGAGGACAGGACGGGUCGGCCAUCUAAACCCGAUGGCCACACGGCCACGCCGCUCCCAGCCGCACAGGACCCGGCCAGCCGAUGCGCUUCCCCCAACGACUCUGCCAGUAACCGUGAGGACACAGCCAGCGCACAGACUAGCACACCAACUCCUUCUAGCGGCACCACACCUCAAGAUAGAACCACGCAGCCGCCAGCGACGCCAAACCCAUCGAGCCAAGAUGGUGACGCGCAUCUCAAUGUGCAAGACAAAUCUCACGGCACGACACCUCAAGGCAGCGACACGACCGAGGACACAUCCCGCGCCACCACCCCGGAUACACACCUCACGUCGCCAGACACCUCAGUGUCAGACUCGCCGCCCCAAUUGACUUUAUCGAAAGCCGAUAUGGGAGAAAGACUGGUCGAAGCGCUCGGGAGGAUUAUCAACCGGGACGACACUAUGCACAAGAUUUCGGUUCCCAACCUGCCCAUCGACCUAGAUUUAAUCAAAGCCGCGGUAAAAGCCGAGUUAAGUGCGCCAAACCCCGACUGGCAAUUCACCGCCAAUAGAUUCGUGCCCGGGCCAAAAGGCGAGGGCUACAUGCGUGCCUAUAUCUCGAAACGUCGAUCCCACUUCGCAUUCCCGGACUUUCCAGACAAGGUGGUGAUACCGACCAAGGAGGAGGCCAGGAAGUGGCUUGACGACUACUUUGAUAACCCUCCAGAGGGCAUUGUUCCAUACUUUACCGGCCAUCUAGAUCUUCCAUACGGGGAUCUGCUAAAUCCAGGAGCAACGAUACUAGACAACCGGAAACUCCUCGACCUGCACCGCCCAUACUGGCACAUUGGCGGAGAUAAAUCCGCGAACCGGUUCCAUAUCGAAGACUAUAAUUGCUCUGAGGACGAAUCGCCCUGCGGCCUGCGUUCUGCCAACCUGGUGCUGGAGGGAGUCAAACUCUGGACUGCCAUUGAGACGCAUCACACAAAGAAAUUUGAGGCCUUUGUCGCCAAGAACUGGGACUGCAAUGGGUGCAGUCAACGUGUCGGACAUCAGUCUCUGUUGAUAUCCCCUUUGACACUUGAGAGAGAAGGUAUCGAUUUUGAGAUCAAGGUUCAAGGGCCUGGCGACCUCAUGAUCCCUGGGCGCAGCCAGUAUCAUAUGGUCGUCAACAUGGGCUUCAACAUCGCCAUGUCCAUGAACCACUUACAGCGUGGAGAUCGCCUCAAAUCUACGGCGUUGCGCCAGUGCGUCAAGUGUGGCGUACUGGACGAUACUGUCACUCGCGUCCCACCGCCCAAGUCAUCAAAAGCUAUUCAAACGCCUCCGCCAAUUCCAGACACACCGCCCGGGCAGUCAGAAGCCGGAUCGCCUUUGGUGUCAAGUCGAGACCCACCGCCCAAGUCAUCAGAAUCUAUUCGAAGGCCUCUACCAUCAAUUCUAGACCCACCGCCCGAGCAGUCAGAAGCUCAAACACUUCUAGGCAAAAGGCCUAGGGCCGAUCACCAGGGAACCCAGACCUCGGGUAGGGGAAAACGUGCAUGCACAGCGGCCAGAAGGAAGUUAAAUGCACUGAAGGAAAAGAUCAGGAAGUGGGAUCCUGACUGCCGCAUUCCCCAGGUACCCGGGGAUUCAGAUUCAGCUCCACCAGAAGACGCCUUCAAGGCCGCAGCUUCAGUUCAAAGUUCACUGGCAGUAAGGCAAUUUACUCUCCUGGUGGGUGAAUGGAGACGUCGCGAUAAAGACGUGUUUCUUUCAAGUGGUACAGGACACACGGUGCUGCAGCAUGGCAAACGUUUAGUCGAUCUUGUUGGCAAGUCAUCUCUCGCCGAUUUCCUGUAUCGCCAUGCUCAAGCCUGCGUCGCUCGACAACUUGAUCUACAAGUGAAGAAGCGUGGCAGUAUGCGACGAAGCAAAGAGGACACCGAGCAGCUCGCUCAGCAGUUGGGGAUGAAGAUAGAAGAGCUGAAGGCCCAUUUAGAGGAAGGACGGAUAUGGAACUCAAUAUGUGGCCCUGAAGAUGAUGGGCUGUUGCCAUUCAUCAUUGCUGGGUUGAAGGGGCCUUUUGAGGAAGAGGAUACCCUUAUUGUCAAGGAAAAGUGUCCUCUUCAUAUCAAGAAGAAGGAAUGGAGGUCCCUGGCGGGGAAACCACAGGCGUUCCUUAAGCUCCUCGAUGUUGGCUAUGUUAAGAACCUCCGUCAGGCCGGAAGGGCUUUUGAGAAAAUGGUAUUAACGGGUUCAAAGCAGGUAUUUAGAUGGGAGAAGGAAGGGCUUGAUACACAAACGGACGGCUGGGAGUCGUUGCUCUGUCAGGUGGAUGACGUGGCUGACUAA